AUGGCCUAUGACCGCUACAUUGCCAUCUGCAGACCCCUGCACUACGGGACCCUCAUGGGCAGCAGAGCUUGUGUCAAAAUGGCAGCAGCUGCCUGGACCAGUGGUUUUCUCUAUGCUCUCCUGCACACUGGGAACACAUUUUCCAUACCACUCUGCCAAGGCAACACCGUGGACCAGUUCUUCUGUGAAAUCCCCCAGAUCCUUAAGCUCUCCUGCUCAGACUCCUACCUCAGGGAAUUUGGGGUUCUUGUGGUUAGUCUUUGUUUAGUCUUUGGGUGUUUCAUUUUCAUUGUGGUGUCCUACGUGCAGAUCUUUACUGCUGUGCUGAGGAUCCCCUCUGAGCAGGGCCGGCACAAAGCCUUUUCCAUGUGCCUCCCACACCUGGCUGUGGUCUCCCUGUUUAUCAGUACCUCAUUUUUCGUCUACCUGAAGCCUCCCUUCCUCUCCUGGCCAUCUUUGGAUCUGGUGGUGGCUGUUCUGUACUCGGUGGUGCCUCCAGCAGUGAACCCCCUCAUCUACAGCAUGAGGAACAAGGAACUUAAAGAUGCACUGAAGAAACUCAUCCAGUGGGUACUAUGUCAGCAUUAA
Molecule: messenger RNA, 588 nt
Organism: Dromaius novaehollandiae (emu)
Lineage: Eukaryota; Metazoa; Chordata; Aves; Casuariiformes; Dromaiidae
Product: olfactory receptor 14C36-like
Exons: 1
Coding region: 1-588 (195 amino acids)
Biological process (GO): G protein-coupled receptor signaling pathway
Cellular component (GO): membrane
Molecular function (GO): olfactory receptor activity; odorant binding
Source: RefSeq, a predicted model, not a curated record